AUGUGUUAUUGGACCAGGACGUUUGAUAGGCCUUCAUAUAGUGAUUGGUUGCGUAGUGUGGAUGGACAUGAAGUUACAUUCCAAACCAUUGACUCAGUUCUAACAAAUCUCAGCACUCCUGGUAAGGUAGAGCUGAAGUUGCAGCGAGUUGCAGGUUGUGAUGUUACAGCACAGUUGUCAGUUGAAAGCCCACCCAAGGGAAUUCAGCAGUCAGAUUUGGUGAAACAGCUAUUAGGGAUCACUGGUGCUGAUGAACUGAGCUGUGUACUACAGGAACUCCCAGUAGGAGUGUUAUACCUCACACAAGAAGGUCUUACUGAAGGAGGUCCUGAGAACCAGGGUGUUCUGUAUUGCUACCCACCUCCUAUGCAGAGCAAUACGCUGUGUUCUGCACGAGGAGCCUUCAUGACAUUGCAGCAUCUUCUACCUGAUGUGGCCCCAUCUCCGCCAGUGAGUUCAACUGUUCUGCUGCGUGGUGAGUUAACUCAUGUAGUGUGCACAGCUCAAGGGAAGGAAGUCAUGCUUCUUGCACUGCCACAUAGCAGGUGUCCCUUGCGUGAAGCUGUGCAAGUAACAGCUGAUUUGGUGCACAGCUUACAGUUCAACUAUCAGACCCUUUCACGUGCUUUUACAAAUGAAGAAUAUCACCCAGCACUUGAUCAUUUCUUCUCGCUGUUUUUUGCUCGGCUUCUCAGUAGUGGUCUGUGGCCAAGUGCCCAGCAAUCUGUGUUUUUACAAGAUAUUUCCACCAAGGCAGCUGAUCCAGCUCCAGCUCAGUUUGAAGAUCUUCUGCCUGCUGCACAUUGGGUUCCUUUGCCUCGUGAAACACAGGUGCAACUUGAUGAAGCAUUGAGUGAACUAGAAUCAAAUGAUUUUGGUGAUUUGAGUGAAGAUAGCACUGGCUGUCAAAGACUGUAUACAAUCAUUGGCACAUGUUUUUAUCACAAGGGAUAUCUACUGGCAUCUCAUUUAGCCAGAACAGACCUUGUUGAUGUACACACAUUCUGUCGUCAGCAGGGUCUGUUGCAUUUGGGACGUUCUGAACCUGUGCGUUCUUUGGUCUUAUGGCGUGAGGUGUUUCCUGCCUCAUGCAAUAGGGGAUUAUCUGAGACAGUACCUACCACCACCUCACCAUACCAGUUGCCUCAGGGGAGGUGGUUUCUGCUGAUUGUGGGCAAGGGACAAGAAAUGCUGGUGGUUCUGUUGGAAUCUGGAGGAUGCACAGUUAGGUAUGUACAGGGUACUUUAACUUUCAUGCACAAACAUACUCGACAUACAAAAAAUACAAUAUACAAAUAUACACAGAUAUACAGCUGCUUGCGUAAUCUAAGUUGGCCACUUGCCCAGUUCACGGGUACGUGGUACUUCGUACCCCCAUAUGCCACACCACACGAACUGCAAUUUCUAGGCAUUGCAAUCAAAAUCUUUGUAAUAUUUAGGUUGGCAUCAGGGCCACGUCCACAGGUGAUACAGCCUGAAAUGGUUCCUGUGCGCAAAACAUCACCCAAUUUUCUUGGGUUUGUUCGGUCUGCUGAUCCAUCAACUCCGUCUAAACAUGCAUCACUAGUGAGUGGUAGUUCUAUAUCUCUUGGUUCUCCUUAUGGCAAGAAACCAGUGGAAGUGACAUCAAUACUCAAGCAUCGGACUAGCCCUGACAGAGGGCUGGUGUUCAGUCCUUCAGGUCUCUCAGUACAAGGCUCAACUUCGGAGGAUUCAGCCAGCCAGGCAACCAGUGUAGUGAGUGAAGUGAGUGAUGAGGCUGCUCCUAUACUAGGUCGACGAGCAGAGAGAGAGCAGGGUAGUCACCGUGGUAGUGAUACAAGUGCUACGCUCAGUCGGCUUACUGACUCACAUUCAGAACGAUCUGACAACUCAGAUUCAGACUGGGAGCUGCAGCAGGUGUGUAGUGAUUACAGCCACAGUUGCACAAGGAUUGCAGUACUUCUGCAGAUAAUCUUCAUUAUUUUUGGACUUACACUAAAAUUGCUGUUUGAACUUA
This is a messenger RNA of Zootermopsis nevadensis, 1999 nucleotides long. NCBI's taxonomy places the organism in Eukaryota, Metazoa, Arthropoda, Insecta, Blattodea, Termopsidae. The record is from RefSeq and is a predicted model, not a curated record.